Messenger RNA from Podarcis lilfordi (Lilford's wall lizard), 18464 nucleotides. Lineage: Eukaryota; Metazoa; Chordata; Lepidosauria; Squamata; Lacertidae. The record is from the annotation of a GenBank genome assembly.
AUGGCCGAGCGCGGCACCGAUUCUGCUCAGGCCUCUUGGACCUUCUUAAUAUGGCGAUCCACCCACCCAGACUCACUUCCUCCCACCUACCCCAAACGGGAAAAGGCGGGGCCACGUUGCGCGUGCGCGUUGGCCCCGGGGAGUGCUCUUCGACGCCAUUUUGCGUGGCCGCCGGGCGGGCACACGGCUGUUUCCGGGUUGCAGGCCCCGGAGCAGAGAGAGAAAGAGAGAGAGAAGACCAGAGAGGCAGAGGAGCUUGUGGGUAAGCGAAGAGGGCUGCGAAAUCUACAACGGGGGGCGGCUGGUUGGGUGUGGGAUACGUGGCCUCCUUGAGAACCCUUUGGUUGGGUGGGUGGGUGGGCGGGCUGCGCUUUGACAUUUGACCCGUGUUCCUGCGGAGGUCACGGGGCUGGGGAGUGGGCGAGCAGGGGCGGGGUGGAGAGAGAGGGCUCGGCGGUGAGGGGCCAAAGGGAUGGCGGGAGGAGGAAGCCCAGCAGGAGGGACUGGGAACAGCGGGGAGAAGAGGGGUGGGCUCCAUUGGCCUGUUGUUGAAGGGGGUGGGCGAUUUGGUAGGAGCCCCUGGGCGCUGGGGGUGGUGAGGGGGAAGAGGAGGGGUUUCUGGGGUGAGCAAAGGUGAGAGGAUACUUUGAUUCGUUGACUAGGAGAAAUUUAGUAUAAAGAAAGGGGCCUGGAAGGAGGAAGAGGAGGAGGAGAGAUUGGUAAAUUGUAUUUAAAUUUUAUUUUCCCCCAGUGUCGCCGCUUGUUUAGGUACUGGGGUUAUUUCAAGCCAGGGGUUGCUAGAGAGGAGUGCGGGCGGGGGGGAGAGACCCUUGGUGUGUGUACAGGCUGAGGAUAUUGGGAGGGUUACGCAUGCGAGAAUUUAUGGGAGAGGUGGGUCAAGAGCAUUGCGGGGCUUGGUUAGCCCGGUUUGAAAUAUUGUAGUUGGUGUUGAGCAGGUGCUUUCCGGGGAAGGGGUGUGUUGCAGCGCCAGAGGUUUUUGUCUGCGGGUGAUUGAGGAUUUAGACGUAAGCUGAACAGGUGAAGCAGAUAAAUAUGUGGUGGUUUAUGUAUCUGGGUGAUACAUUGAGGGUGAAUAAAAUAGGAGCAGGUGACAAACUGUCAGGAGGGAGGGAGGUUUACAUAAGCUGCUGUGAAUUUUGUGAGGGCUAUACAUGAUAUACUUUGCUGCUGAAAUGGUGGCAUGGAGAAGUAUCUGUGGAAGGGGGCUAGGUUAUUUAGAGGGUGAUUGAGGGUGUGGCAUUGAGGAAACUGCCCUUUUUCUUCCUUAUUCUUCUAAGUUGCUGGAUGUUGAGGGUCAGACACAACAAGAACUGGUGACGAGGAGGGAUAUGAGUUUCUUUGGAGUGUCACCCAUAAUAUUUUGUUCUUAAGCUUCAAAUGAGGUACUCGAAACUUAGAUGCGUACAAAGAUUGAGGGAGUUUUAGUAUGUCCUCUGAAUAUGAGCUGAAUGCGCUUGGAAUCUGACAUGCUUACAGGCAAACUGCAUCUGCUUAAUUCCCAAAGCCCCCUAUUCCUUUUUGCUCUCUUCCAAACCAGGGCCUCUUCCGGAUUAUAUGUUGUCUUUCCCUUUGCUGUAAAUGGCCUUUUGGGCAUAUGCUGGGUGUGGUCACCUUUUCGUUCCUCCUUCAGAGGUAUGUGUUGUCAGUCAGUGAAUAACUUUAGUUCAAGGAACUGUGCACUCACCUUUCUGCAGGUGGAGUUGCCUUCCUCGGUUGCUUUCCUUAGAAUGUUAUCAGUGCUUUUCUGACUGUAGUAUUUGUUCACUAAAUGUGUGGUUCUCAAAACUCUCAACAUACUUGGAAGUGGAGAGUGCAGAAAUACCUGCAAGUUAGGAGGGGUGGGAUUAUGUAUUAAGGCAGCGUGCUGGCAUACAGCUUUCUCACUGAACAGUUGUUUGCAUAUACCUUUUCCCCAUAGAGCUUUCUCUUUCCAUUAGAUUUCUCCUUCAUUGCAGUCCUUGCUCACUGGGGAUCAUGUUCUGCUUCGGUUCUAUGAUGGCUUGCUGGAGUAAAAUGAUGGAUUUGGGCAAUUUAUAAUUUUUCAGCUUCCCUAUACAGUGGUACCUCGGGUUAAGAACUUAAUUCGUUCUGGAGGUCCUUUCUUAACCUGAAACUGUUCUUAACCUGAAGCACCACUUUAGCUAAUGGGGCCUUCUGCUGCUGCCACACCGCUGCUGCACGAUUUCUGUUCUCAUCCUGAAGCAAAGUUCUUUUUUUAAAAAAAUUAAUAUUUAUUAAAGUUUCAGAAAAAAUAAAAUCACAUUAAUAAACACAAAUUUUUUUAAACAAAAACAGAGAAAAAUACACAAAAUACAAAGUACCGAAUAGAAAAAGGUAAAAAAAGAAAAAAAGAAAAAACAGUUAAAAAUAAUUCCGUCCUUUCAUAACCUCUUUUGAGUUUACUUGUUUCUCGGACUUCCUCAUACCCCCCUCUUUUGUAUUCCAUUUCACUUUGUAAACCCAGCAAUUUCUUACCCUCCUUUUUAAUUCCAGUCCUAAAUCUUGAUAUAUUAUGACAUUAGAUUUUUACCUAUUUGAACCCAUUUUUCCAUUUCUCUUAGUCUUUUUGGUCCUAAUCCUUAAUUUUGAUACAUUUAUAGCCUUAAAACCUGUUCAGCUAGAAGCCACUUAACUUCAAUCCAACAUCACUCUAACAUUCAUUGAUUUUGCAGUGUUUCUGUAAAUAAUCUUUAAAUUUCUUCCAAUCUUCUUCCACCCUGAAGCAAAGUUCUUAACCCGAGGUACUAUUUCUGGGUUAGCGGAGUCUGUAACCUGAAGCGUCUGUUACCCGAGGUACCACUGUAUUCUAAAUUGGAUAUGGUCCUUGGCUUUGCAAAGCAUUGUGCGUUUUAAGACUGCAAUGUAACUUGUUCCUGUUGCGGUCAACAUUGCAUGGCACUCCUGGUUUGCAUGUCUUGCCCUCUUAAAUGUGUUGCUAUUUGCAUGCCUGUGGUGGGUAAUUGUCAUUCCAAAAUGUGUGGAACCUUCUUUGAAGUUUUAUAAAACAGGACAGAUUGCACAGUUAUCUGUCAGGGAUUACUUUUGGUACAGGAUACCCUGUAAACAUGAGAAGGCUCUACUGCAGAGAUGGGGAAUCCAGUGCUUUCUAGACGUUGUUGGACUCUCUAAUUCCCAUUAGCCCCAGUCAACAUGGUCUGUAGUUGGGGAGGAUGGGAACUGUAGUCAUGAAAAGCAUCAGGAAGGCUCCAUGUUCCCUGUUCUGCCCACCUGGAUAAUCUAGUUUGGUCCCAGUUCUGGGUUUGAUUCUAGCACCUGCCUGCCAGAGUAUUGUUCUUUGUUCUUGUGCUGGCCUGACCGGUGACAGGGCCUUUUCAGACCCUGGAAUGCCCUCCUUAGUGAGGUGUGUUCUCUCUCAUGAUUGAUGUUCACGAGAAAUUAAAAAAAAAUUCUGUUUACCAAAGCAUUUGAUGACAGAAGGAAACUGUUGCUGACAACCCUGAUCACUGAUUGUGAAUGUUUUUAACUUUUAAAGAAUGUUUUUAAAUUGCUUUUAGAUUUUAAAAAUAUGUUUUGCCAUUACUGUGUCAGCUGUCCUGGGAUGUAAAUCCAAUAAAUAAAAUAAAUAUUGGUGCCAGUUCUGGAAUGAUGCAUGUGUUUCUUUUCUGAGCAAUAACUACAGUAUCUCCUUUCUACAUGCUGCUUUCUCUGCCUGUAGUCUUGUCCUUGGCCUUUCCAUUUUCCAUCUUCCAAAAUCUGUUGUUGUAUAGAGAUGCUAGUCCUCCUUGUUUCUGAUUAUAGUAGGCAGAAGAGUGGAGCAAGAGACAGGCCUCAAGGUGAUUAAACUUGAUUGUGGGGUUCUGGCCAGUGUAAUUGGUACAACACUGAGAAGGGAGGCCAAUUAUUCCAGCAGGUCUUUAGGAACUGACUGGGAAAAGGGCUCAUGCUGUGAUGUUUUGUUUUCUUCCACUUAGCUAUAUUUUCAAAUAUAUAUUUUUGUAGUGUUUCAGUUCUGUAAGUGUUUCAUUACUUUUAACGUCCAUAUUUUCUGUUUUAUCCUGUUUUAUUUGUAAGGCACCUGGGGUAAGGCAGGAUAAUAAUAAGAAGAAAUACUAUGGGAAGGAUGCAUUGGAUAGGGUCAUUUAAACAUUACCUCAUUGAUACAGAAGCCACUUAUGGAAAAGCAGAUUGGCUCCAGUAAUUUUUAAAGCAGGGGUCAAUAAAUUUGUGGCUUUCUAGAUGUUCACCUUUAUAGUAUGGCCAGCGACCCGGGAUGAUGGGAGUUGUAGUGCAGCAACAUCUGGAAGGCCACAGGUUCCCCCACCCUGGUUUUAAGGACCCCUGACUUGAUUACGUUUGGCAUGCCACUCACAGUCUCUGUUUCCCCUAUGAUAAGGUAAAGGUAAAGAACACCUGGAUGGUUAAGUCCAGUCAAAGGUGACUAUGGGGUUGCGGUGCUCAUCUCGCUUUCACGCUGAGGGAGCCGGCGUUUGUCCACAGACAGCUUUCUGGGUCAUCUGGCCAGCAUGACUAAACUGCUUCUGGUGCAACUAAACACUGCGACAGAAACCAGAGCACACGGAAACAUUGUUUGCCUUCCUGCCACAGCCGUACCUGUUUAUCUACUUGCACUGCCGUGCUUUCAAACUGCUAGGUAGGUUGGCAAAAGCUGGGACAGAGUAAUGGGAGCUCACUCUGUUGCGUGGAUUUGAACUGCCAACCUUCUGAUCAGCAAGCCCAAGAGGCUCAGUGGUUUAGACCACAGCGCCAUCCAUGUCCCCUAUAUAAGUCUGUUUCCCCUGUAUGCAAUAUGGGAAUAUUGAUGAUGUUUUUGGAGAUAGCUAAAUUCUAUAGGCAUAUAAUACAUAAAAAUGUGCUUCCUGGAGAAAAAGUUUAUUAAAUACCAUUUUGGCUGGUAUUGGAUGAUAUUCAGUGCUAGUGCUACUCAGAGUAGACCCAUUGAAGUUAAUGUAUGUAACUGGUUCAUUAAUUUUAAUGGGGCUAAUCUCACCCAGAACUUAUCUGAAUACAACUCAUUGUAUCCAUUCAAUACGUUGCUAAUUGGAUUUCUAAAAUAGUUCAUUUUUAGACAAAAAGAAUUCUGCAGAAAAAUAUAGCUGUUUCUGCGGAAUUAUCCACCCCAAAGUACUGCAUUAAAUAAGCUUGGAUUGUUUGCUGUAUUAAGUGUGCAUACAGCAGAACCGUAACUUAUGAAUGCCUGAGGGAUGUUAGCUUUGCAUGAGGUACCUGUAAAAUAUUACACCAAUCCACCGCUUCACAUUGUGCAGCUUGCUGUACACCUUCCCCCUUGUAAUGACUCAGGUACUUGACAAAAUCAAGUGAAACCAACAAAACAAUAUUCUCACUAAACCAGUGACUUUCAAAUGAUGUUCUGGGGAGCCCUGGGUUUCCUUGGAAGCUUAUAGCAGAGAUUCCUCAAAGAGUAAAUCAAGACUAGCAGACAGGGUUCCCCGAAAGGCAGCUUACCAACCACUGCUGAUUAUCCCUUAAUACACAUCUGCAGGUGAGUAUUGGGUGUGUUCCAGGCGCUCUCCUACAAUGAAGUCUGACAAGCCUGGGAAGCACUUUCGUGGACUGAGGAUCUGCCUUGAACAUCUUUCAAUCCUCUGCAACGUGCAAGGAUUUCUUGGGGGAAUGGUGGCAGACAGGGCAGUGUGGAAGUGAUUUACAGAGAUGUAGAAAGCUUGCUAACUACUACCUUGAGCCAGAACUAGCUUUGGUUAUACCAACAAAAAACUAGCCCUCAAAUAAGAUUCCUAUAGUACUUUCCAUCUCUUACUGCAUAAUGUUUCAUGCACUAGAGCCUGCAUCAUUGGAUAUAGAAGGGGCUUUCUGCAUUGUGGAUAAUAGUCAUUUAUGUAAAGGUAUGCAUAGGGAACAGUCGGCUUACAGUGUAAGGUGAUUUCAAGGUGGCUUUCUUUUAAAAUAGCUGUGGUGCCUGGAAAUAAUAUGUUGCUGUUAGGUAAAGCUCAAGUAAAUUGUGGAGCUGGAGAAGGUGAAAAUCCUGAUGAAACCUCUUAAACAGCUCCUUAUUAAUUAACUUAGAAACAAGUCAUUAAUAUAUUGAGGCAUAUUAAGUGAGGCGGAUGGUAACUUUUCAGGAAGCACUGUUGUAUGUCAGCCGUAACAAGUUUGCAUAGUGUAGUGAUGUGUGUGCUCAUUUCUCCACGAAUGUAAUGGUAGCUGUGCAUGAGGAUUAAGCACCACAGUGGUGGUAUGAGCUGUUCUGUGUGGAAUGAUCAUGAUUGCCUGAAAUCCAUUCACAUGGCCAUCUAGGCAUGUCAUGAUUCAGUAUGUAUGGUGGUCGUUAUGAUUCUUCUUAGGAAUUUCCGCAUGUUACCCUCCUUUAUAGCACUGAUUUUCGCAACCCCUGGCCUAUGAAUUUUUGGUACCAGACGAAAAGUGUCAAAGGGUUUUUUGUGGGGUUGUAAUCAUAGUUCUGCCUCAUAUUGGUAGACAAAAUCCUUAAGAGCGAUGGUAAUUUUGGGCUAAUGCCUGAGACUGAGGGCAGUCUAUGUAACAGUCUAGUCUGGGAUUGUGUUGAUGGGUUUGGAUCACUGAGUAGCUGUGUGUGAGGGAAAUGAAUUCACAGGUUGUGAAAGAGUGACUCAAGGUCACCACACACCUAUGAUAUGUCAGGUUUAGGGCGGAAGGAUGGGCCACGAGGCCGUAUAAGUGCUCUUCUCGAGUGAAUUGUGUGGCUUGAUAGGUUAACGUUAUUUAGAGCAUUUUGAUUCCUUUGGCGCUUUCUCAAGUUUUAAUCAAUCUCCUUCUUGAGGAAUAUGAAGUGGAUGUUACAUUUCCCCCUGUGUUUGAAUAUAUACUGAUGACAUCAGAAUAAAUUGAUCCACUGAAGUGUGUGCUUGCAUCCUUUAUUUUAAGGAUAGAUUUAGUUCUUAUAAGAACAAGUAUGAACAGCACUGAUGGUUUGCAUUUCUUUCCUGUUCUGUAAUUGUGGGAGAAGGAGUCAUUACUUGAAUGAUUUCAGUUUAACAACUGCUAAUGUAGUUUAAUUCCUGCUCAUUUCAGGAAAAAACCCCACUGUAUACUCCUCCUAGGACUUGGGAAUGCUGCUAGGGACUGUAUGUUUAUUCUCUGACAUCAAAAAGUAUGUACCUUCACAGUUAAGGUUGGACACCUUCUCCUUCGUGUGCUGGCUUUUCACAGGUGUGGAGCUUUUAUGACCGAGUAUUCAACCUUUUCUCCUCUCCUUACAUUCUGAAAUAUACAGUCUGCAAAGUGCGCUUUCUGAGAUUGGGUCAACAAAUGUGGCAGAAUAAGGUGAACUUUUCCACUUCAGAAUGCUGGUGGGGAUAACAUUUUUUUUAAUGCUUCCCCCUGUGUGAAACAACACCCACUCCCUGGAAAUAGAAAACAAGCAAAUUUUUUAGCCUAGCUCUUUGCUUGCUAUUCUGUUUUUAUAUUUUCAGGGAUCUUUUCCCUUAGGAGAGCAUAAAAAAUGUGACGCACGCCCAUACAGUGGUACCUCGCAAGACGAAUGCCUCGUAAGACGAAAAACUCGCUAGACGAAAGAGUUUUUCAUUUUUUGAGUUGCUUCGCAAAACGAAUUUCCCUAUGGGCUUGCUUCCCAAGACGAAACGUCUUGCGAGUUUGUUUCCUUUUUCUUAAAACCGUUAAUACUGUACCAAGUUUGAAGCGGGAACUGGGCUGGCAGGGAGCGAGCGAGGGAGCGACCUACCUUUUCCAGUUUCAGCCUUGGGGAAGGAGAGCGUCUUGCUCCGCGAAUGAACGCAAGGCAAGAAAAGAGCGGGAGCAAAUCUCUUCCAAGCGCGAUCGCGAGCACGACAAUUAGUCCUGAGUUCCGAGCAGAGGAACCCGAUACGAGAGAGAGAGACUCCGGAGACAGAGUGUGUGCGUAAAAGCGCACGAAAGAAAGACUGCAGAAGGAGCCAAAGAACAAAUAACGGACUUGGGCGCAACAGAAGCGGGAUCUAGCAGAACGACGCAGAGGGAUCCUCUUCUGGAGAGGGCACAGAGGAGGCAGGUGGGCUGGGAUCCAGCGGAUCUGGCUGGGUCUCUGCACCGCCUCUGCCUCUCUCUCUCCUCCCCUCCCCACGUGGCUGCUCCAUUUUGCCCUAACUGCGCGAAGGCAGGAGGAGGGGGACGGAGGAGGAGGAGGCAUCCACUGCGCUUGGGCCGCCGCGAAGGCGCCUUUGCAGGGGUGGGAAGAAGCCGGGAGCAGCUGCCGAGACUGUGGGGAGCCCGGCAGCGUGGCGCAAGGUAACGGGGGGAGCAAGGGAGAGUCUGCGCCGGGCGCUUCGUGAGUCCGCCCUCGGUUCCUGGGCUCGAACUUCCUUUGGCACCUCGUGGAGAGAGAGGGAGAGGAGCGGGCUGGGGCUUUGAUGUGGGACGCGGUUUGGCGGAGCGAAGACGCGGCAAGGCUUGGCGACAGAGGAAGGGGGGCUUUUUUCGUGGGGAGGUGGGAGGGGGUAGGGGGUGUCGUUGCCUCUUCCCGGCAACAGAUCCUCCAGGCUGGGGAAACUCCUCCUGCUGGGGAGCGACCUGCUUUGUGCUUUGCCCGCUAUCCCAUUAUAAAAGGAGUACUGUAAUAAUGUUCAUAAUACAGUACCAGGGUGCAUCCGUGCUUCGCAAGACGAAAAAUCCGCAAGACGAAGAAACUCACAGAACAAAUUAAUUUCGUCUUGCGAGGCACCACUGUACACCGCACACAAGAUACCUGCUGUCCAUUCUACUGAAUGAAUAAAGGAGGGAAGCGGGAGCAUGGAUUGUUGUUUGAAGAACAUGUCCUUGUACCUUGGAACAGUUAUUUAAAUGUUGUCAGAGUAUAAAAAGAUAAGUCUGCUCUGCCCCUUUUCAGGGUCCACCAUAGAGAGGAAGCGAUAGCAUCUUCUUCUUCAGAAAACCAAAUGGAGGAAGGCCUUGCUUGACUGAACACAAGCAGCCUUGUGAGGAAUACAUUCCUGCGUAUAAAGAAUGCUUAAGCAGAAAGUCUGUGCACAUCGUAAUCCAUGCAGAAGUAUCUAGCACCGUUUAUAUUCCUGCCAAAGGUAGUGUGGGAAAUGCCGUGUAUAACUAAUGUUUGAAAAGUCUGUCCUAUUCUGCAGAUUCCUUGUAGAUCUUGGAAAGAGUCUUAAUGUAAAAUACGGAAACGGUGUGAAUGAGCAAAAAUAUUAGAAGUGAGCGAGCCAGCUUGUUUGCUCCGUUUUGUUGCUGCCCUAACAUUUUGUGUAAAAGGAGACCAGGCAACAAAGAGCACUAAAUUUGGAGUGGGUGGAGGAAGCAGGUGCUACUUCCUUGAAGUGUUCCCCCUUUCCCCUCAAUAUUUGGUUUAGGGUGUUCCUUGCAAGAUGCUGUGGGUUUUGGCACCUGCAUCCCAAAGUCCCCAUUUAACCUUUCUCAGGCCAUGCUUGAGAAGCCGUGUCUGUUCAUGCGGCGCCUCUCCCAGCCUGUGGCAAUGUUGCCAAUCCAAUCAUCCCUUUGUGUCGCAAGCUGAUUCAAUUUAAGCCACGGCGGUGCCCUACUUGGCGUGUUCAGAUCAAUGUGAGAGCUUUCUCUUGGGCCCUGCCACCUUAGCUUGUCUCCUACAGCACUUCCAUCAUGGGCUGGUUUUGUCUUCCGGCUUGGAAGGCCCAUCUCCCACAUGUUUCUAGCAUUCCAGGUCUGUACGUCAGCCUUCCAAAAAAUAAAGUAAAAUGGUGUGUUUUUAAGAAAUGCCAGAUGGCCCCCACACUUGUCCCUAGAUGUUACAAGGCAGUUUCAGGUAAGGAUCCAGUCAGUUACUCGCCCUGGGCAGGAGGUUAAUAGGAAGACUGCUAUGACCUAGUCAUGUCUUCUAGGUAUUUUCGCAGCUCUUAUUAUGCAGUUGUAAGAAAUUUGCCUCAACUGUCCAUUCAGAUAGCAUUCUUAACACUCUCCAUACUACAGGCUUUGGGGGAGAAGGUCAGUGAUAUGUUAAAGUACUGUAAUGUGUGUUGAUUUUGAUAAUUGUACUUCACCUUAUUAAUGCUGCUCCUUUUACUGGUUUGCAUAUGCACUAAUUACAUUACCACCACUGUUUUCUGGCCUUGUUGUAGCUGCAGUGUUCUUAAAAGAAUGGUUAGCAUGUGCCUGGACUACAGGAUUGGUACCUGGGGAGGAGGGAUGUGUACCCUGUUCAAAUAUUUGAGAUACAGCAGGAGCAGAUAUGGCAGUGGGGGGCAGACAAGCCAUUCCAGGGAAAGGGAGAUGAGAGACAUAAAAGUUGCCCGCUUUCCACUACCUCCCCCACCCCCUUGAGUUACCCUAUCAACAGAUGUUGCUGCUAAAUCACAUCAUUACAGUCGUACCUUGGAAGUUGAACGGAAUCUGUUACGGAAGUCCGUUCGACUUCCAAAAAGUUCGGAAACUAAAGCACGGCUUCUGAUUGGCUGCAGGAAGUUCCUGCAGCCAAUCGGAAACCACCGAGGCCCCGUCAGACGUUCAGCGUCCAAAAGAAGGUUCGCAAAGCAGAACUGUCACUUCCGGGUUUUGAUCGUUUGGGAGCCAAAACGUUCGACAACUAGGCUGUUCGACUUCCAAGAUACGACUGUAUUAUUAUUACUAUUAUUAUUAGCAGCAGCAGCAGCAGCUAAUAAAGAACAUAACAUUUUCUAAGCAAUGUACAGAUGACGAAAAGAUAAGACCCAGGCCAAAGCUUCUCAAUGUUAAAGGAAAAAGGAACAGAAGAGAAAAAGAAAACAAUGGAGUUUAUAUAUGGGAUCAGCUUGGUCCAGGAGAUGGGGCAUAUGAAAUCUCCAGUGGCUCCUGUUCCCUGACCAGGAGCAGAGCCCAGGGCAUGCCUGCUUCUAUCUAGCACUUGAUCCUGGCAUGAAUUAUCAAGGCAUGGAUAGACAACUGGACAGACUGGAGGGCUCAGGAGGGGUGUGUGAUUCAUCAGGAUGUAGUCUUCCUCUCUAGGGUACCUGUGUUUAUACCUGGUGUGGAGCAGCAGUUUGGUAAAUUCCCCUGAGGACAUUCUCACCAAAGGUAGAAAUACAUUCCAUUAUGCUGACCACAUUGCCAACAUUUUGCAGAAGAUGUUUUUACUAUAUGAGGUAAUCUUACGGUGGUAUAAUGCCCCCCCAUACUAUUUUGAGCAUAGCUCUUUCAGCCCUUACAGAAUUAUUGCAAAUUCCCCCUGCAAUCAGUCAUUUGCGGCAUCUCCUAGGUCACUUUCCCAACACUCUUUUAGGUCACGAAACACAAAUGUUCUGUAUCGUUUAGAUGUCCAUCCUCUCAUGUUAACAAACAACACUUGAAAGUACAAGCUGUUCAAAAUCUUUGAGAGUGAGGGCAGCUUGAGCCUAUUUCUUGUUGUGAUAUAAAAGAGGUGGUUUGUUUCAACACCAGCCAAUUACAUCCCAGGGUUCCAAGUUUCUCCUGCAACACCCUUCCUCCAAGUGGCUCAGAGUUUCAAGUAAAAUUCAUUUAAAUGAUAUAAACCUUUCCCCUACCCCAGCCAUAACAAUACUGAAGCCUGUUCUUAUUAAAAGGGGGGGGAGGACAUUUUCAUCCUGUAUUUGCAUGCCCAUUGAAAGAAUAGCAUCUCUUGAAAUUUUCAUAUUGUGUGUUUCUUCCAUUUGAACCCAUGCCUUUCAUGUAUCGCUAGUUAUUAGGGAUGUAGCCUGCCUUAACUCAUUGGCUUCAUAAUACAGGUUAAUUUUUGGUGUUUCCCAACCACCUGUUUUGCCUGUUUCAUACAGAUUGGAUUUAUUCACCCAAGCCUUUUUAGAUCCUGAUAUUUCAAUGGCCAAAUUUGGGCUGAAAAAUUGAAAAGAGAUAAUAACUUAGGCAGACAAGACAUAUUUUUUUUUUACGGAAGCAGUUUUUCCCACUAUGGAAAGAUUAAAGGAGGUCCACCUUCUAAAAUUACUUUUAAUUUUUUUCUACCAUCAGGGUGAAGUUGGCCAGAAAUAGUUUCUUUAGGUUCUUGGUUACCCAAACUUCUGAACAUUGUAAGCUUUAUGACUGGUCCUUCCAUCAAAGCUAUUGUCUCUUUGUGGAAUACAGAAAUGAGUUUCACAAAUGACACAGUACAAUAUAUUUGUAACUGUUCCAUGCUUAUACUUGGAUUUCAUAAGUCACUUCAAAUAUAGGCUGCGAGAGGGUAUGCAGCUGAGAUUAAAGCAAAAUUUUUGUUGCCAUUGCCAUUUUGCAGCCUGGUGACUGAGGCAGAGAGAAAGGACUUGGUGAGCUCAUGGUAGAUGUAGAAUUUUGUUUGGGGACAUCAUGGCACAUAGUUCAGUCCCUUAGUCCCCAUGCAACACCAGCUCCUGAGGGGGGAAGUUCUGUAAUUGAGAACUGUCAGUGGGAUGGCUCUUGGCAUGUCAUUGCUGUCCAAAUGUGUUGUUUUAAGUGGCAUUCAGAGGAUGCUCUUGGCUGAUCUUGGUAAAGUAUAGGAAAGGCAUAAUCUGCUGGCCCAGUCCCUUAGCUGGGUGCCUUUAUUUGAAGUCUCACCCAGUGCUUUCAGACCACAGUUAGCAUUGUUAACAGGUGUUAGCAGUUUGGGGAACUGAGAGUGCUUGGGUGAAUAGUGAGCUCUAGGAAGAGGUUAAAGCAGGGGUAGGCAACCUAAGGCCCAUGGGCAAACAAGCAGCCCACGGGGGUCGUUUAAUUGGCUCCUGAGCUGCCCCCGAACCAAGCCGUCCACUCAGCAAGUCCCCAUGCGCUGCGCUAAACUAGCGCUGUGUGGGGACUCGCUUCUGCGGUGCCAGAAAUUGUGUCUGCACAGACGCAGAUGCCGGAAAUUGUGGCCAUGCGUGAUCCAGCCCACGGAGGGAUCUCUGCUGGAGUGAACCAGCCCAGGUGAGGUAAAUCUUGCCGACCCCUGGGUUAAAGCCUGCUCCCCAUGUCUGAGAGAUCACUGCCCCCAUGUUGCUACUACCUAUUAAAUAGCUGUUAAUAGCUAGAAGAGAGAGGAGGCGUUUCACCAAUACUGUACAGUUUUGCUGCGUUUAUCACUCUCGCUGCUGCCAUUCACAGAAAGUUGCAUUGUGGGAGUAAACAUGUUUGCUUAGUUCCAUUUAGGGCAUAUGAGGCACGCAAAAGGCGACCAUUGUUAGGAAAGUAAUUGUCAAUAUCGUAAAUGCUGGGCAGAGAGAAAACAGCAUCUUGUUUUUGCAAUAAUGAGGGCGAUUAUAUCUGGCUCGCUGUGUUUCUGGGAAGUUAAUGAGCCAGGGCAUCUGUUAUGAUUAAAUCACUUCUAUUCCCACAGUAGCAGUGCUACAGCAAAAUAAAAAUAAAUAAAAAUUCCAACACAAGUCACUAGUAAGCUUCAACAUGGUGACAUAGUACCUUGGGGGUCAUCUUUGGCACCUUCAAUGUGACCAGCACAUUGUGAUACAGGCAUUUACGCAUGUUCAUUAUGUGCGCAAUUGCGCACAUGCGCAUCACGCCAAAACCAGAAGUGACAUGAAAAUGUCACAAAAGGGGCAGAAUGGAGUGUUUGUAUACCUUUUCAAUGGUGUUUCAAAUAUACGCGACUUCACUCGGUGCUUUUUGUAAAUUCUAAAUCCUUCCCCUCUAAAUUCAGAUCCUUCCCCUCCACCCCAGUAAUCAUGUGCACAGUUUAAUCACCAAAUUUUCACAAGCAAAAAGCAGAGGAGACUCAGGCAACUUGCUCCACAGUUGCUUGAUUCAGUGUUUUGCUUAGAAAAAAAGUCAGUGUUCUACUACAUACAGCAAGUGAAGCAAUGGGACAAACUCCACCAGUCAAUCAAGGGUUUUUCAUGCUAGGCAUAGCUUCGGCUAUCUUUGCCAGCUUACAUGUCUUGCAGCACAUGCAUUCCCAGAGACUGCGUGAUUAAUUGAGUGCUUGCUGCCUUUGGACCAGUCACUUCCCAUCCUCCUCAGGUGACCAUGCUUUGAAACUAUCACACCGCCCCCAUAACAUUGUAGUCACAUCAUGGGCAUUGCGUCUUUGCAUGCUUGUAAACCCAAGUGUGACUGCACACUGGGAUGAGAGUCGGAACAGGAAUGGAAUCGGAGAGGCAGAGCUUCAGUAGAUGAAACAAACUAAAUUGUGUUCUCUGACUUCUUGAUUGAAAGCUCCUAUCUUGGGUAUGUUUUAUUUUCCAUCCAAUUUUAUUCCCUUUCAAGUAGUUGUGAGGAUCUUUUAGUACUUUCAUUGUACAAUGCUAAGAACUUUUUUUUAAAAAAGGCAUGACUCAGUGGUGGCAAAUAUCUAGCCUUGGGUGUACAUAUCUCUGAUUAGAUUGCUUUCCUACUGAAUAUGUUAGUAUCUAGCAUUUUUAUUCCUAAAUUGGAGAUCUGAGUAAAUAAGGGGAUCUGAUAUUCCAGGCAGAGAAAAGAAGCUCUCUGAGGACAGCUGCAGGUUAGGUUAGACUGCCUGUCCUUUGGGCACCAGUAAACUUGUAGACGUUGACCACAAGUAACGAGGCAGAGGAUGCAUAGAUCCUGGUAGCAUGAAAUACUUUCAACAACAGCUGGUUGGGGCAAAGACGUCUGACAAUGAAUCAACAUUUGUUUAAUCGGGUUGCAUUUCUAAUAUCUAGCCUGUUCUAAACAAUAAAAGGUAGAGGCGCCCGAUUUGCAAACAAGUGGGGACGGGAAGAAGGAAAAUAAGCAGUGGAAUAGAAGCAUGUAUAUUCUUGUGGAGUAUCGCCCAGCCAGCUUUAAGGGAGACCGACUUAUAGGUCAAACAAAAUAUCACUGGUCCAAAAAGAACAAACAAAGAACAUUUACCUAACAGUAGGGAGAGUGUUUCCAUUUCAUUAAUGGUGUGAAACAUGGUGGCAGCACUUCUCCAGGUUGAUCUCUUUGAAGGCUCAGUCACUUUGCCAGAGUUUUGGAUGCUUGGCUGUGCAGUCUCUUGUCAACUGCCGCUGUCUUACCAGGCAGAGCUGAGAUUUCCAGUGAUGACUUCUAGACAGCCUGUCACAGUUUACGGAAGGUUGGCAGGUAACCACUAGACAGAUUGUCUGUAGCGAGCAGGAAUCUUCCUUAGAAGACCAAGUAGGAAAACCUGAACGAAACACUUCUUCCUUCAUCCCUUCUUUUUUUGGGGGACCACAAGUGACUAGCCAAGGGUGUGUGGAGGCAAACAGGCUGGCAAAACAUCCAAUAGGCUGGUGAUUUUAAUGACUUUAUUUGCAAGAGCUGUUUAAGGGUAGCCUGUGAGACCAUCUUUGCAAACUUGGCUUGUUUGCCGCGAGGUGCUAUGUUGCAUUUAACAUAGUGCAUUUAAUUCUCUGUUCCUCUACAGUCCUGUGUUUGUCAUUGCCGUACUUAGGGAAAGGACAGCAAAAUGAUUAUUUGAGAGGAAAUGCUCCUUCCUGCCACAUAGCUUGCACGCCGCUUUCAUGAAUGUUGAAAUUGGAGGUACCUAAUAUUUUCUGUUCCCUGGAUAUUUGGGACCAGAGGUAGGCAAGGUGCGGCCCUCCAGAUGUGAUAGUGGACUGCAGUUCCUAUCAACCUCUGCCAGCAUGGCCAGUGAUCAACGAUGCUGAGAGUUGUCGUCCAGCAACACCUGGAGGGCACCACUUUGGGAAUCUGUUUUAGGGGAAAUAGCUGAUGCAAGCAUCCUCUUUCACAUCUCUGUAUCCAUGAAGGUCAGAAGCAUUUCUUUAAAAACAAAGUUUUUUUCAGGUUUGGAAACUGCAGGUGCCCUAGAGCAUAUCCAGAAUAGAUGUGUGUUCUUGCAGCUUCUUUUAAUUUCACAUGUGGGAAACGUUCUUAGUGGAUUGUGCCUUUCGGCUGGGAAAUACCUACUUUUGCCUGCUCUUGUAGUGGUGGAGAUGCCUGGAGUUGCGGUCUCACAAGCUUUUUUCAUUCAGUAUUGGACUUGCUUUUUAGCCAGUAUUUUAAAAAGCUUCACACCUCCUCUGGCAGAGCUGGGGUUUGGCAAAGGUAUCCGGUCUCUUAAGUACUAUUAUGGGUUGCCUUGCAUGAGGGUUUCAGGGGAGUCAGCUUUCUUGGCAGCCCCUCCUUGGUUGGAGUUCAUCAGAACUCCAUUCCUCUGCUUUGCCUUGAGCUGCUGCAACUCCCUUCCUUGGACAGGCAGGUGCUGAAACCGGGUGCAUUCCACUAGCAUUAGACUGGCUUGUCUGUAAUAGUUCCGACUGGUAAUUUGAUGUCGUUGGGCUUGUGCUUCUGACAGGUAUCGGCAUUGUGUAUCUAGGGUGAAUCACACCCCUUCUUCCUGUAUCUGCUUCGUCCAAAGUAUUUCUGUGGUGACGUGGUGGUGGAUGUUUCUGCCUGUCAAUCAGGUUAUGCUGCGCCUGCUAUAGCACUACCAGCUAACGUAGUGCUGUAUUAAAACUGAACUCCUGUUCACUUUUCCAGGGUAUAGGUUGGCCUGCACUUAGGAGUGUCAGAAGCAUCCUUGCACAUUCUUAUUCCCAGUUAUGGGAUAUGAACAUGUCGAAUUCUUUGAUCCCCACCCUCCCUCACCAGACUUCAAGUGCUUUUGACCCUGGGAAUUUUCCAGGCUCACUUAUUAUAGUUGUGUUCACGAAAUAUAUUCACCAGGGGGCGGUUUUCAUUAUGAGUCAAUCUGCUCUACAAAUCGAAACUAGUUUUAUAUCACUUAAAUUGUCACGGCUUUCUUCGGAGAACUGUUGGAACGGUCGAUUUGGGAGAGUGUUGAGUAUGUUGUUAAGAGAUCUUUGGUCUCUUCACAAGACUAUAGUUGUCUGGGGUGGUUCCUUGGUUGGGAACCAUGGCCGUUAAAUGAGUUUCUUUCAAACCUGAUUAAAUUUGUGGUAUACCUAUGUUCAGAGUGUCACUUGUUAGGAGGCUGUUUACUGUACUUUUCCGUCUAUAAGAUGCCCCCAUGGAUAAGACGCCCCAUAUUUUUGGGGACUCAAAUUUCAGAAAAUGGGGGAAGAUUACACAGGGUUGUUCGGCUUUUUUUGGGGGGGGGGAUUGCCAUAAAUCGCUCACCUGCACAUGUCACAAAAUCCGCCUCCUUUCUGUCCCCUCGCCAGCAGAAGCUGCUGAUUGCCCGCCCAAUUGCCACAGUGUCAGCCAGUCAACACCACCCAUUGACGCAGCAACCAAUCACACACACAAUAACCGCUAACAGACGCAGCAGCAACCAAUCAAACGUCCACCCUAUUCACUAUCGAUGUAUAAGACGUCCCCAAUUUUUUAGCAAUAUUUUUCAGGGAAAAAAUAGAGUCUUAUACACGGAAAAGUAUGGUACCUCCGUAUGAGAAAGGGUUUUAAAAAUAAACAAGAAAACUAGAAAUCUGGGUACCAUAGCUAAAAUUCUGUAUAUCGUACAGAGGUAUGAGCACACUUGACUUCUACCUGCUACCACUCUUUUCCUUUAUCCUUCCAUUUUGUUGGCUAGUUCCGUGGCUUAUGCAAAAGAUGGUAGAGAGCAGCUCAGAAUGCCAGCAAUGGUAAAUGAUAGCACAAUAUAAAACAGCCCUUCCUUAAUCUUAUUCUGUGAACUGCCCUGAGACCUCCGGGUAUAGGGCGUAGUAAUGUUAAGUUCUCGAGAAUAUUCUCGACUAAUGAGAAUAUUAGAGAAUUUUCAUUUAAAAUAGGAGAACAUUCAUUUUACUGCAUUGAAAAUGAUAUAAUUAGUUAAUAUGCAUGUUUAUUCAUGGGUAAACUUGUUUAGAUGGCAACCAAAAACUGUACAGAUACUUUUAUUCAGUGGGGCAAUGCAUUGAAUUCACAGUCUUUGAUUUUUUGCACCAAACUUGAAUUUGAAAAUUCAGCGUGAAUGACUGACGUUAAUCACUAAGCCUGCCGCUAACUUACACUACUUACACUGGCAAUAUCACAGCUUGACUUAUUGUUUACUGGAUUUUUUAAAUGUGGAUUGUAAAACCAGUUCUUACAUUAGAACUUACAGUUUGUGGAGAAUAUUCUCUGGAGAAUUUUCUAGCAGAGAAUAUUCUCACCUCACAUCACUAUCAUCAUCAUCAUCAUCAUCAUCAUCAUCAUCAUCUCUGUUGAUAAUCCAGUAAAACGUGGGGUGGCUUUUUUGCGGGGGCGGGGGGAGAGUGGAAUACUUGAGUUGUCAUUUUUAUUUUUAAACUGCAUUUCACUUUUUCAGUUAAGGCAGAUAAUUUUGAUUUACCUGUUGCCCUCCAUGUGUGCCCCAAUGUUGUUUUGAAUAUGGUCUAUAUUGCAUGUGUGUCACCUGGGUCUGCAGCUUCAAAGCUUGCUUGCAGCGACCAUCGUUUCCCCUCGCCUCUAAAGCAUUUUAGUUCUUAUCCUGGUGUGUUGUUUAUUAUGCAGUGGUGCUCCUGCUUCUAUUGUGUUUAUUUUCUUAACUGCCUUGCAGUCACCUUGUAUGAAAUACUCUUUUUUUUUUAAUCAGCUGAAUAAAAUACUUACCUCAAUGGCAUUCUCUCAUGACAGGUAGUGAAGUGGGUAUGAAACUGCAACAAUGCCCACCAGGUUCCAUCACUGCCUUCUAUUUCAUUUGCUGUUGUUUCUCCUUCGUAACAGUUUUCUGUUUCACCCCUGUCAUUGCAGGUUUAUGA